CAAAUGGAACUCAGGAGUUUAUUCAAAUACCAGACAAAUCAAUAUUUUUUAGUGGUUUAAAGAAUGAACUCGCAAAAAUGAUUCCCGUAGAAGAAGGAAGAUUAAGCUCAACUGAACGUAGACAAAUUGAUUUAUCCAUCACUGAUUCUCAAAGAUUGCUUAUCUCACUUUCAAUUAAUGAAGCAAAAAGUAGUGAUAAAAGGAUUACCACACAAAUAAGGAAUGAUUUAGACAUGUUAAUUAGAAAUAAAGAGUUCACGAGCAUUUCAACGGGUUCUUACACACAAUUUUUAGACGAUUCCUAUGGAUUUAUACAAACUUCAUCAGCUCUUUCAACAUUUUCCUUUAUAGCUAGUAAAAUAUAUGGUAUUAAAUUUGAUGCAAUUAAUAACAGAAUGAAAAGAAAAAAGGAAGAGGCUCAAAUGAGAGAAGAAGAAAAGGCCAAAGAAAGAGAAGAGAAGAAAGCAUUAAAAACUGAUGAAGAGGAAAUUGAUAAGAACAAAGAUGAAGAGGAAAUUGAUAAGAGCAAAGAUGAAGAGGAAAUUGAUAAGAACAAAGAUAAGGAGGAAAUUGAUAAAAAAAAUGAAGGGGAAAUUGAUAAAAGAAAUGAAGAAAUUGAUAAAAACAAAGUCAAAUGA
Messenger RNA from Dentiscutata heterogama, 638 nucleotides. NCBI's taxonomy places the organism in Eukaryota, Fungi, Glomeromycota, Glomeromycetes, Diversisporales, Gigasporaceae. The record is from the annotation of a GenBank genome assembly.